Molecule: messenger RNA, 5204 nt
Organism: Nannospalax galili (Upper Galilee mountains blind mole rat)
Lineage: Eukaryota; Metazoa; Chordata; Mammalia; Rodentia; Spalacidae
Gene: Pcdh12
Product: protocadherin 12
Exons: 4
Coding region: 300-3854 (1184 amino acids)
Biological process (GO): homophilic cell-cell adhesion
Cellular component (GO): plasma membrane
Molecular function (GO): calcium ion binding
Source: RefSeq, a predicted model, not a curated record
CUCUCUCUUGGAUCAGAGCUUGCCAUCACUGCUAAAGUGGACCAGCUGGUGCUGCUGUAAGGGAGGGGCAUCCUCCAGCAUUCCAUCAGUUUUUGGACCUCACAUAUCAAUUCACACGAAGAUGGCCUUGCUUGGGAAUCCUGCUUGUUCCAGUGUCUUCUAAUUAUGGGAAGAGGUUGUACCAGCAGGUCUGGGACAGGGGAUCCAGGCUAAUCAAGCCAUCCAGGAACCAGCUGAAGACUUGUCCAACCAUUGAAGAGCUCUAGCAGUUUCUGAGUCUAGGCCACUCGGCGGUAAGCAUGUUGCCACUUCUGCAACUUCUGCUAGGGUUCUUGGGGCCAGGUGGCUACUUGUUCCUUUCAGGGGAUUGUCAGGAGGUGGCCACUCUGACAGUGAAAUACCAAGUGACAGAGGAAGUGCCAUCUGGCACUGUGAUAGGGAAACUGUCCCAGGAACUGGGUUGGGAGGGGAGGCGUGGGCAUGUGGGGGCUGCCUUCCAGAUCUUGCAGCUGCCUCAGGCACUCCCCAUUCAGGUGGACUCUGAGGACGGCCUGCUCAGCACUGGGAGGCGGCUGGACCGGGAGCAGCUGUGCCGGCAGCGGGAUCCCUGCCUAGUAUCCUUUGAUGUGCUUGCUACAGGGGAUUUGGCUCUGAUUCAUGUGGAGAUUCAGGUAUUGGACAUCAAUGACCACCAGCCACAGUUUCCCAAAGGUGAGCAGGAACUAGAAAUUUCUGAAAGUGCCUCUCUGCACACAAGGAUCCCCCUGGACAGAGCUCUUGAUCCAGAUACUGGUCCUAACACCUUGCAUUCUUACACCCUGUCUCCCAGCGAGCACUUUACCCUGGAUGUCAUUGUGGGACCUGAUGAGACCAAACACUCAGAACUUGUGGUAAUGAAGCAGCUGGACCGCGAAGUCCAUUCAUCUUUUGAUCUGGUGCUGACUGCCUAUGACAAUGGGAAUCCCCCUAAGUCAGGCACCAGCUUGGUCAAGGUCAAUGUCCUGGAUUCCAAUGACAACAGUCCUGUGUUUGCUGAGAGUUCACUGGCGCUAGAAAUUCCAGAAGAUGCUGCCCCUGGCACUCUCCUCAUAAACCUGACUGCUACAGAUCCUGACCAAGGCCCCAAUGGGGAGGUGGAGUUCUUCCUUGGCAAACACAUGUCCCCAGAGGUGCUGAACACCUUCAGUGUUGAUGCCAAGACAGGACAGGUCAUUCUGCGCCAAGCCCUAGACUACGAAAAGAAUCCUGCUUAUGAGGUAGAUGUCCAGGCAAGGGACCUGGGGCCCAAUCCCAUUCCAGCCCACUGCAAAGUUCUUAUCAAAGUUCUGGAUGUCAAUGACAAUGCCCCAAGCAUCCACAUCACAUGGGCCUCCCAGCCAUCGCUGGUGUCAGAAGCUCUUCCCAAAGACAGCUUCAUUGCUCUUGUUGUGGCAGAUGACUUGGACUCAGGAAACAAUGGUCUGGUCUAUUGUUGGCUGAAGCAAGAACUGGGCCACUUUCGGCUGAAAAGGACCAAUGGCAACACAUACAUGCUGCUCACCAACAUCACACUGGACAGAGAGCAAUGGCCCCAAUACACUCUCACCGUGUUAGCCCAAGAUCAAGGACCCCAGCCCUUAUCAGCCAUGAAGCAGCUCAGCAUUCAGGUGAAUGACACCAACGACAAUGCUCCUGUGUUUGAGAAGAGUCGGUACGAAGUCUCCACUAGGGAAAACAACCCACUCUCUCUUCACCUCAUCACCAUCAAGGCUCAUGAUGCUGACUUGGGCAUUAAUGGAAAAGUCUCAUACCGUGUCCAGGACUCCCCAGUUUCUCACUUCAUAGCUAUUGACUCUGAAACAGGAGAAAUCACUGCUCAGAGGUCACUGGACUAUGAACAGAUGGCUGGCUUUGAGUUCCAUGUGAUAGCAGAGGACAGGGGGCAACCCCAGCUUGCAUCCAGCAUCUCUGUGUGGGUCAGCCUCUUGGAUGCCAAUGAUAAUGCUCCAGAGGUGAUACAGCCUGUGCUCAGUGAAGGUAAAGCCUCCCUUUCAGUGCUUGUAAAUGCCUCCACGGGCCACCUUCUGUUACCCAUUGAGACUCCCAGUGGCUUGGAUCCAGCGGGUGCUGGUAUGCCUGGUACAACACCAUUGGCUGCUCAAAGCUCCUGGUCUUUCCUUUUGGUGACCAUUGUGGCAAGAGAUGCAGACUCAGGGGCCAAUGGGGAGCUCCUCUAUCACAUUCAAAGGGGGAAUGAUGCCCGUCUCUUUGUGCUCAGCCCCUCUCUGGGGCAGUUAUUCAUCAACAUCACCAAUGCCAGUAGCCUCAUUGGAAGUCAGUGGGACCUGGAGAUAUUGGUGGAGGACCAGGGCAGCCCCCCUUUGCAGACUAAGGCUCUGUUGAGGGUCAUGUUUGUCACCAGUGUGGACCACCUAAGGGACUCUGCCCACAAGCCUGGGCUCCUGAGCACAUCUGUGUUGACGAUGAUCUGUCUGGCUAUACUGCUGGCUGUCUUUGGGUUGGGCCUGGCUCUAUUCAUGUCCAUCUGCCGGACAGAGAAGAAGGACAAUAGGGCCUACAACUGUCGUGAAGCUGAGUCCACCUACCGCCACCAACCCAAGAGGCCCCAGAAACACAUUCAGAAGACAGAUAUCCACUUAGUGCCUGUGCUCAGGGGCCAGGUGGAUGAGACUGAUGAAGUCAAGCCAUCUCUCAAGGAUACAGGCAAGGAGGCAAUGAUGGAGGCAGGCUGGGACCCCUGCCUGCAAGCCCCCUUCCACCUCACACCAACCCUGUACAGGACUCUGCGCAACCAAGGCAACCAGGGAACAGUGGCAGAGAGCCGGGAGGUGCUGCAGGACACUGUAAACCUCCUUUUCAAUCAUCCCAGGCAGAGGAAUGCCUCCCGGGAGAACCUGAGCCUUCCUGAGUCCCCUCCUACCCCAGGCCAGCCAUGUUUAAGGCCCCUGAAAGUGCCUGGCAGCCCCACAGUGGGGCUGGCUGGAGACCACAGCAAUGAGGAGAUCCCACAGAGCCCAACAGCAUCUUCUGCAACCCUGAGGCGGCAGCGGAAUCUCAAUGGAAAAGUGUCACCAGGGAGAGAAUCAGGCCCCCAUGAGAUUCUGAGGAGCCUGGUCCGACUAUCUGUGGCUGCCUUUGCGGAGCGGAACCCUAUAGAAGAGCUUGCUGUGGAUUCUCCUCCUGUCCAGCAAAUCUCCCAGCUGCUGUCCUUGCUUCAUCAGGGCCAAUUCCAGCCCAAACCAAAUCACCGGGGAAAUAAAUACUUGGCCAAGCCCGGAGGCGGCAGGGCUCCCAACCCAGACAUAGAUGGCCCAGGUGUCAGGCCUGGUGGCCAAGUGGAACCAGACCAGGAAGAAGGGCCCUUAGACCCUGAGGAGGACCUUUCUGUGAAGCGACUGCUAGAAGAAGAGCUCUCCAGCCUGCUGGACCCCCACACAGGCCUGGCCCUGGACAAGCUGAAUCCCCCUGACCCUGCAUGGAUGGCGAGGCUGUCUUUGCCCCUCACCACCAAUUACCGAGACAAUGUGUCUUCCCCGGAUGCUGCAGCUUCGGAGGAACCGAGGACCUUCAAGACGUUUGGCAAGACAGCAGGACCAAGACCAGAGCUGAGCCCGACAGGCACGCGCCUGGCCAGCACAUUCCUCUCGGAGAUGAGCUCUCUGUUGGAGAUGCUGCUGGAACAGCGCUCUGUGCCAAUGGAGGCUGCCUCCCAGGCGCUACGGCGGCUCUCAGUGUGUGGCAGGACCCUCAGUCUAGACCUGGCCACCAGCGGAGCCUCGGGUCCUGAAGCCCAGCACCGCCCAGGUAGAAAGCCUGGAGCUGGGGGCGGACAAGGUGGUGACAGGAAUCUAUGAACGUGCCUGGGAUGCCUCUGGAUCCAGGAAUCAGGUCCCCUGGGAGAUGUUAGGGCACCCAGGCCUUAAGGAUCCCAGGAAGUGAACUGGUCUCUAAGAUUGUGGAACUCACCGACCAGAGGUGGCACCCUAAUUUGAGGGUGACUGAUACUGUUCCCCACAGGAAAGGCAGAGCAACAGAACAGCAACUGACUAGAGCAGCCCCUUAAAAGGGACUCUGGGUUGAGAUUUUUGAGGGACGGGAGAGCUUAUUUGUGGCCGAGGUGUUUGCUGGCAAAUCACAUAUGGAGUAUAAAGAGUUGGUCAUCCGGCAGAACAGAUGCCACCAAGUAUAUAGUAUUGUAAGUAGGAAGGUGGCCUUGCUGGAUGCUGGAGGCAGAGGGCUGGCUCCUAGGGGAGCCAGACAAUGCUCUCUGACCUAAUAAAGGACAAGCUAUGGCUGAUUCUCAUGUUUGUACCUGCUACAAGGGUGAGUACCAGAGUGAUGGCUGUUUGUCAUUCCAGUCCCUGAUGAGAAACUCUUGCUGGGCUUGGGCAGGAGGAGGUCACGCUUAUUCACAGUGACAGGUACACAGAUGAUAGACAUAUGUGUCCUUGACACUAUCUGCUAUGUUAUCAAAUAAUUUGCUUCUCAGAUGAAAAAUUAGAACUGAGGAAAGCAGGACUGUAGAGUAUUUAUAUGAGCCAGGCACUAGACUUUUACAAUAAGAUUUAAUUUGACACCCCCCCCCCACUGCCCCACUCCCAUUGGGGAAGUAUUUUUCUACCAGCAGAUUUGGGCCUGUGAACUCAGGCCCUAGAGUAUCGUAUAGCAGCUGAGACUAUGAAAUCCAUACUAACAGCAGCAGCCAGGCUUCCAGGGGCAGGGGUGAAGAAAUAGCAAAUAUUUUCCCAAGGCUCAUCUUUAUAAUGCUCCUGGAAAUUUCCAAGCAGUCACAGCUAGUUUAGAACAGCAUGGGGCUCUCCUGGACACUGGAGUUCCUCUAGCUAUUCCUUUUGUCCCCUUCUGGAGCUCAUGUAUUCAUGUCCAGCUGUGCUCCCAACUAGGGCUGAUGACAGUCACACCUACUUGGAAUGUAGAGCGACAUUAUUCCAUUUUACAGAUGAGGAAAAUGAGACCCACAAAAGUUGAGUAUUUUAGGGCAAGGUCUAGGCCUCUGAUCACCUCAUUCCAUCUCAGGGUGAUCUUACAAGACCUGUGAUUUUCAAGCUGGUUCACAGAGCUGUUGGGUUCUACAGGCCACUGAGAAAGGCCAGGAAAGCCAAGGAAACAGGGGCUCUAGCUUGUCCAGCCAGGUGCCUGACACAGAUGACACUUGAAUAAUUGUCAAGUGGAUGUAUGAAUGAAUA